UGCUGUGAUCAAUCCUUCUCUGACUCUGAGUAGAGUUCUUGCUUCAACAGUGUUUGAACGGAGCCCUCUCUGAGUCUUCAGCUCUUUUUUUUUUAAAAAUCCUCUUCUAUCAUUACUUAUUUUUUCGAAUCUUUUUGCGCCACCAAUCCACCAAAACACCGAAAUGGCAUCCCAGGUGCGUCAGAACUUCAGCAGCGACUGCGAAGCUGCCAUCAACCGCAUGGUCAACUUGGAGCUGUAUGCAUCCUAUGUGUACCUCUCCAUGUCCUAUUACUUUGACCGCGAUGACGUUGCCCUUGAACAUGUGGCCAAGUUCUUCAAGGAGCAAAGCCACGAGGAACGGGAGCACGCUGAGAAAUUUCUGAAAUAUCAGAACAAGCGCGGUGGUCGUAUCGUUCUUCAGGAUGUGAAGAAACCAGAGCGUGAUGAAUGGGGCAAUACCCUGGAAGCCAUGCAGGCUGCGCUGGAUCUGGAGAAGACUGUGAACCAGGCUCUCCUGGACCUGCACAAGCUGGCAUCUGACAAGACUGACCCCCAUCUCCAAGACUUCCUGGAGUCAGAAUACCUGGAAGAACAAGUGAAGGAUAUUAAGAAGCUUGGAGACUACAUCACCAACCUGAAACGCCUUGGGGUGCCACAGAACGGCAUGGGCGAGUACCUGUUCGACAAGCACACCCUGGGAGAGAGCAGCUAAGAUCUCCAAAGGAAAGCCAAGCCAUCAAUCGUUGUAUCUUAAUCACCUCUUUAUUAUCUGAAUUGAAUAAAUGAAAUGAUCUACCAUCAAUCCCUAUACAGGGUUCUUGGGUUCCAAAUCCUGCAUUUGCUGCUGUGCUUGUCAACAUGUUUCAAUAAAAGUAUUUUUCAGCAUUCCAAA
Messenger RNA from Pelobates fuscus (common spadefoot toad), 874 nucleotides. RefSeq names its product ferritin heavy chain B. Gene Ontology annotation, molecular function: ferric iron binding; ferrous iron binding. Gene Ontology annotation, cellular component: cytoplasm. NCBI's taxonomy places the organism in Eukaryota, Metazoa, Chordata, Amphibia, Anura, Pelobatidae. The transcript has 4 exons. Bases 164 to 694 code for a protein of 176 amino acids. Gene Ontology annotation, biological process: iron ion transport; intracellular iron ion homeostasis. The record is from RefSeq and is a predicted model, not a curated record.